Molecule: messenger RNA, 910 nt
Organism: Eucalyptus grandis
Lineage: Eukaryota; Viridiplantae; Streptophyta; Magnoliopsida; Myrtales; Myrtaceae
Gene: EGM2
Product: floral homeotic protein GLOBOSA-like
Biological process (GO): positive regulation of transcription by RNA polymerase II
Cellular component (GO): nucleus
Molecular function (GO): DNA-binding transcription factor activity, RNA polymerase II-specific; protein dimerization activity; RNA polymerase II cis-regulatory region sequence-specific DNA binding
Source: RefSeq, marked provisional
AAGAUAAUACGAGAGAGAACAAGAGAGAAAGAGAAGGCCCGGAAAAAGAAAGAUGGGGAGAGGGAAGAUAGAGAUAAAGAGGAUAGAGAACUCAAACAACAGGCAAGUUACCUACUCCAAGAGAAGGAACGGGCUCAUCAAGAAGGCCAAGGAGAUUUCUGUUCUGUGUGAUGCUCAAGUCUCUGUGAUCAUCUUUGGUAGCUCCGGGAAGAUGCAUGAAUACUGCAGCUCUAACACCUCAUUGGUUGAUAUAUUGGACCAGUAUCACACACAGUGUGGAAAGAGGCUUUGGGAUGCUAAGCAAGAGAAUCUGAGCAAUGAACUAGAUAGGAUCAAAAAGGAGAACGACAACUUGCAGAUUCAGCUCAGGCACCUGAAAGGAGAAGACAUAACAUCACUGAACCACAGAGAGCUGAUAAUCCUAGAAGACACUCUUGAAAACGGCCUCGGAUGUGUCCGAGACCAGAAGGACGAAGUUCUGAUGACGCACAGGAGAAAUCAAAAGCAGCUGGAGGAGGACGCUAAGGAGCUCCAUUUCUAUGCGCAACAAAAAGACAUGAUGAUGGCCGAAACUGGUAGAGCUGGGAACGACGGUUACCAUCAAAGAAUGAAGGCUGACUUCGGCCCUUCCACCUACCAGGUGCAACCGAUCCAGCCAAACUUACAGCGAAGGUUCUAAAAACUCCUCUCGAGACGAAGGUCGACAUUCCUAUGGGCUUGCUAUAGUGUCACCGUGCAUGAAGUCUCUUAUCUUAUAAAAUGUUGAUGCGAAACAUAGAGCGCAAAUGGAAUAAGAUAUGUGUAUGCAUUGAUAUAAUUGAAGCGCCUCAGCUUGAACCGACUGUUUGUGCGCUUGAGUAUUUGAACAUGUCCUAGUGCUUCAGGUUGGCAGUCCCAUGAAUAUGGAUGC